Messenger RNA from Choloepus didactylus (southern two-toed sloth), 4997 nucleotides. RefSeq names its product hyaluronan and proteoglycan link protein 4 (gene HAPLN4). Gene Ontology annotation, molecular function: hyaluronic acid binding. Gene Ontology annotation, biological process: cell adhesion. The record is from RefSeq and is a predicted model, not a curated record. NCBI's taxonomy places the organism in Eukaryota, Metazoa, Chordata, Mammalia, Pilosa, Megalonychidae.
CUGUGCUUAUUGACACUUAUUAGGCACCUGCUGUAUGUCAGGUCAUCAGGCCUCCACCAGGGAGCAGCGCAUUUCCCAGAGACUGGCUCAGAGAGGGCGAGCAUUUCACCCAAGGCCCCACAGCCGGCCAGGGGCAGACGCCGGGAUUGCGCCGCCCGCCCGCAGCGACCGACCCAGUCCUUCCCGGGGCGCGCGGGCAGGAUGGUGAGUGCGGGGGCGCCCCUCUGGGCCGCGGCCUGGGGGGUCCUGCUGCUGGCGGCCCCCUCGGGCGCGCAGCGUGGCCGGAAGAAGGUCGUGCACGUGCUGGAGGGUGAGUCGGGCUCGGUGGUCGUGCAGACAGCGCCGGGGCAGGUGGUCAGCCACCGGGGCGGCACGAUCGUCCUGCCCUGUCGCUACCACUACGAGGCGGCGGCCCACGGCCCCGACGGUGUCCGCCUCAAGUGGACCAAGGUGGUGGACCCGCUGGCCUUCGCCGACGUCUUCGUGGCCCUGGGCCCCCAGCACCGGGCCUUCGGCAGCUACCGCGGGCGGGCCGAGCUGCAGGGCGACGGGCCCGGCGACGCCUCCCUGGUGCUGCGCAAUGUCACGCUGCAGGACUACGGGCGCUACGAGUGCGAGGUCACCAACGAGCUGGAGGAUGACGCCGGCAUGGUCAAGCUGGACCUGGAAGGCGUGGUCUUCCCCUACCACCCCCGCGGGGGCCGCUACAAGCUGACCUUCGCCGAGGCGCAGCGCGCGUGCGCCGAGCAGGACGGCAUCCUGGCGUCGGCGGAGCAGCUGCACGCGGCCUGGCGCGACGGCCUGGACUGGUGCAACGCGGGCUGGCUCCGCGACGGCUCCGUGCAGUACCCGGUGAGCCGGCCCCGGGAGCCCUGCGGCGGCCUGGCGGGGAACGGGAACCCGGGGGCCGGCGGCGGCACCACCAACGCGGGCGUGCGCAACUACGGCUACCGCCACAACGCUGGGGAGCGCUACGACGCCUUCUGCUUCACCUCCAACCUGCCGGGCCGCGUGUUCUUCCUGAAGCCGCUGCGGCCCGUGCCCUUCGCGGAGGCGGCGAGGGCGUGCGCGGCGCGCGGCGCGGCGGUGGCCAAGGUGGGGCAGCUGUUCGCCGCCUGGAAGCUGCAGCUGCUGGACCGCUGCGCCGCGGGCUGGCUGGCCGACGGGAGCGCGCGCUACCCCAUUGUAAAUCCGCGCGCGCGCUGCGGCGGCCGCCGGCCGGGGGUGCGCAGCCUGGGCUUCCCCGACGCCGCGCGCCGCCUCUUCGGCGUCUAUUGCUACCGCGCGCCCGGAGCGCCCGACCCCGCGCCCGGGGUCUGGGGCUGGGGCUGGGCUGGCGGCGGGGGCUGGGCCGGGGGCGCGCGCGACCCCGCCUCCUGGACCCCGCUGCGCGUCUAGACCCGGGCGGGGAGGGACGGCCUAGUCUCCCGAUGACCCCUGGGGACUGGCUGCGCCCCCUGAGCGCCCUGGAGACUGGCCGCGUCUCCUGAGUGCCCCCGGAGAGUGAUCGCGCCCCCCUGAGGUCCCCUGGAGGCUGGCCAAGUCCCCCGGGGUCGCUGGAGACUGGCCGUGCCCCUAAGUUCCCCUGGACACUGGACACACCCCUGAGGUCCUCUGGACGCUGACCACGCCCCCUGUCCCCCAGGUCCCAGGACAUUAACCACGCCUCUUGAGUCCCCAGGCAACUAGCCACGCCCCUAGGUCCCCUGGAGAAUGACCACGCCCCCUUAAGUCCCCUGGACACUGGCGGCUCCUCCAGGGGUCAGGGGCUGACGAUUGGACACGCCCCUGGGUGCCCUGGGGCCUGGCCACGCCCCUAGAUCCCUAGGUACUGACCACGCCUCCUGAGUUCCCCUGGCAACUAGCCACGCCCCGAGGUUCCCUGGAGGGUGACCACGCCCCCUGACGUUCCUGGAGAGUGACUGCGACCCCUGAGGUCCCUGCACACUGGCCACGGCGCCGAGAUACCUGGCGAAUGACGGUACCCCCCUUUCCCGGGGUGCGGAUCUCCCCCACCACCCCGACUUUUCCUGGAGAAGGACCUCUCCCAGACUAACAAAGGAGACCCCGCCGUUCCCCAAGGCCACCUGGAAACGCAUGGAACAGCCCCCGCGGUCGUCUGGAGGCUGGACCCCCGGGAUCACCUGGAGAGUGGCACACCCCCGCUUCCGGUCACCUGGAAACCUCAGGGUUCGCCAGGUGGCCAUGCCCCCCGUGGUCACCUGGAGGCCCAGUCUUGUGCUCGCUCUCUCCACCGCCAGUCUGGAUCCUUCCAUCCCUCCCUCGCGAACCCCUCCAAGUUUCUGGGGUACCAGGUCACCGUCGAGAAGAGCCCCCCUCCAAUUUCGGGGAGACUUCUCAUGUCGUGCCUCACAUGACCUCGCCGUGCCCCUCAAGAAGACACCUGAGGGGAGAACAAAUCCGCCCCCCCCAUGGAGGUUGGCGCCCCCUUCCCCAGCUGUCACCAAAGAGACCGUCCAGCUGCACGGGGGGUGGGGGGCCAGGCCCGCGUCACUGUCGCCAUGGAGACCAGCCGCCCGCUGCCCACCGUCGCCAAGGAGACCGCUCAGCUUCUAUCUCCUACCUGUCACCUGGAGGCCCAGCAGUGGAGACGCAGCAGCGGUUACCAUGGAUACCACGCCCCUCCCAUCUCCCGGCCCCUCCAGGAGACCUACAAGCCCCCUUCCUGCUGUCCCUCCCCUGACCCACGGCCAUGGAGACCACCCUUCCCCCACCUGACCCCGGGGUGACCCCAGCUUUGGUUCCCCUUCUCCGAAGGUCACCCCCUUCCUGCUCCCUACCCCCCAGCUCCUUCCCUGGCAGGCCUGGACGCCACCGCCAUCGCCAUGGAGACCAAAGUCUGCCGUCAAGGUAACUGAACACCUGUCCCCCAGGCGUUGCCUUGCCGACGCCCCGCCCCACCCAGCUGUCGCCAUAGAGACUAGCAACAUCGUUCCCAUGACAACCGACCUCCCGCUCUCAGGAACUUCUCACGGUGGACCAGAUGCCCGGGGCGCCUUCCACCCGGGUUCCAGAUGUGCCCCUAGCUCCAGGCAGCAUCUCCAGACAGUGGGGUGCUGGAGACACCCCUACCCCCCUCACACCCAUUUUGCACGCUGUGCACAAGACGCCCGCAACAAAACUGCUCCUUGCAACACUGGUGACAUGGGCACUGUCACAUACGAGGAAACUAAGACUGGCGAGCCAGGUUUUGAGCUGUGCAGGCACAGGGACCCCCCUUUCCUCGCUGAGACCCCCAUCCCUGUUCUCAACAAGCUCCAAUGAGGAUAGCUGACUUGGGGAUGUGACCCAGAGACAAGUCCACCCCAGCCACCGGGAGACCCCUUCCCAGGGCUUGCCUGGAGGUGGGGGUGGGGGUAGGGGAGCUCUCCCCCCCCCCCCCCAGCCCCGUCACAUCCCUCUCUAGGAAACCAUCUGGCUUUGGAACCAGUGGACUCUGGUUCAAAUCCCACCUCUGCCUCUUGAUCACCGUGUGGCCAGGUGACAAAAACCUCUCUGAGCCUCAGUUUCCCCUUCUUUACAGCAGCUCCAACUAGGGCUGUUCUGAGAUCCUGGAGAGAGUAAAGCACAAAGCAGGGGCUCAGUAAAUCUUUAUUUUGAUGAAUGAGAGAACGGGGCAGCCAGUUGGUAAUUACUUAAUAAAUGCACGUUGGUGGACAAAAUGUUUCCCAGCUGGGGUGCUUGGUGAAGAGCCAGUUGAGAAGGGUCCCUCGGGGCUCCCCACAGCCCUGACUCUCCCUCCCGCCUACGCCAAUCUCUCUCCUCUCUGCUCCUCUCCCCUCUGCCACCCACCCCCCUCUCUCCCUUUGAGCCCCUUGUGGCCCUGCCAUGACUCCGUCAUUGACAAAUCUCCUUGCACCCCUGCAUACUCUGGGACCCCAAGAGUGUGAAGCUGGGUGAGGAGGUCCAAAAAUUGCAAAGUUUCCCUGGUGUGGGGGAAAAGUUGUGCCCUAAGGAGCGCUGGAAAGUUUCUGGGAUAGAAAUAAAGAAGAAAAAUAAAAGGUGUAAAAGCCUGACUCAGUGGCAGAAACAAAAUGAUUGGUGUAAUUUAGGCUCAAGUUUAAUCCCGCAUGGGACAGAACUUCUAGAAGCCUCAGGAGCUCCUUGGGUAGGCUGCCUUGGGCUCCAGCUGGGCCCUAGCUUUCUCCAAGAGGGGCCUGGAAAGGGAUGUGUUUCCGAAGGACGAGUGCAGGGGAUUUUCUUUCUUCCUGGCCAUUUACCCUGCUGCAAUGCUUUCGGCCUCCCCAGCAUUCCAGCCAUCACCAUCCCCAUUUUCCCUCCCUCUCAGUCCUUGAGGGGCUGGAGGGCUGAUUCCACCCCAUUUGGCCAAUGAAUGUGGUUGCCAUCUCCCUGGGUAACUUCAGCCCUCAGACACGAAGUUCGUGAGAUUUGGGUGGCUGCACUGGGUCGCGGAAAGCUUCUUUCGGCUGGGGUUGCUGCACUGUUAGAAUGGAUGGAUGGUAGCCUGGAUACAGCCAUUCCUGCAGCCCGUUUCAGAAAAGUCUCUCCCCCUCGUCUCUCCUCCACCCCCAUUCAACUCCCAGAGCCCAGAGUUUCUUACCUGUCCUUGCAGACGUCUUUUAUGUUCAUUCAGGCAUGUAUACUUAUAUUUCUCCUAUUUCCAUACAAAUGAGAGUGUGUAAACUCAUUUGUAUGUGACCAGAACAUAAAAGUCACCCAUUUUAGCCCAUUUUAAAGUGGAUAGUUCAGUGGCAUUUAGUACAUCUCUGAUGUUGGGCUACUGCUAUCUAGUUCCAGAACUUUUCAUUUUUCAUCACCCCAAAAGGAAACGCACACCCAUUAAAUAGUCACUCCGUGUCCCCCACACCCCCAGCCCCUGGCAACCACAGACCUGCCUUCUCUCUAUAUAAAUUUGCCUAUUCUGGAUAUUUCAUGUAUUUCAUAUACAUGGGAUCAUUUUGGGUCUGGCUUUUGUAUCUGGCUUCCUGUGAUGGUUUGCAGCUGCAGGUACCCCA